AACAUGGUUCCAUGUUUGUUGAGUGCAUAUUUUUCCAUAUUUAGGAAUAUUUCCUGAAAGUGGAUUUUCAGACAUAGUAUUAAUAAAUUAUUCAAACAAUAUGAUAGAUAUUUAAUAUGCAUAAACAUGAUGGCAUCAGUAUACGUAUGCGAUGUAGAUGAUCAAGGGUUCCUGGGGCAAUGAGGUUUUCAUUCUCCUUCCUCCUUUUCUGCUUGCAUUCAUAAUUUCAACAUUAUUUACAAAAAUCAUGUUACUUUUAUCUUAUCAAAAAGAGAGGAAGGUAUUUUGUUGGUCUGCUUCACAGAAGCUUGAAGCUGUGCUGGGACUGGUAAGAAUAGGAUGUGGCCUAAGGCAAAAUUUUGGCAGAGGAUGGGCUGAUAGCUCUUCAAGCCCAGUUGGGGGUAAGGAGUGCACAGACACUAUCGAUGUGACUCUGUCCUGGGGUCAGCAGUGAGUGAACCAGGAUGUCACCCUCUCUCGUUGCCUUAACCCAGUGGGUUUGUCAGGUGCCCCCCCCAGGAGCCCAGGUCCGCACCUCAGUUUGCACCUUUGCCAUGUCUGCUCCUUUCCUCUGCACAGGUUCUGGCGCCAUCGUCGCCGCCAUUGUGGUGGUCGUCAUCAUCAUCUUCACCGUGGUUCUGAUCCUGCUGAAGAUGUACAACAGGAAAAUGAGAAUGAGGCGGGAACUGGAGCCCAAGGGCCCCAAGCCAGCUGCCCCUUCUGCCCCAGGCCCAAAUAACAACAGCGGCCAACACCCUGCAACUGUGACCUUCAGCCCUGUUGACAUUCAUGUGGAGACUCGGUGACCUCUACCCUGGUGCUAUCUCCAACACUAUCCAAAGAACCUUCUCCAGAGUCAAGACCCCAAAGCACACUUCUCUGGAAGCUUCACCUUGAGUUCCUUCUGGUCAGGUCAACAGAGGCGUCUUUCAUGCAAUCUCUGAUGUUUUAGGCAAUCCUCAACCUCCUUCUGCCCUGCCCCACCCUAACUAUGUCCAAGUCCCUGCUGCCACCCUACCAAAAAGCUGCAGAACAUUCUUUUGUCAUUUAUGAGGUAGAGCUAUGUUGGGAAUCCACUAAUGUGGGUUUGGCUCUCUCCUUACCAAAGCUAGACAGAUAGACACAGAGUUCGGAGUCUUCUGGUUAGAGGUCAGGGUUCAGGAAAUACGUCUGAGAGUAUCACAAUAGGAUCUGCCACUGGGAUCAUAGCAGAUUAAAUGCCAUAACUACAGCUUUGCAGAGCAAGAUAUUCAAUCCCAUAACUAGGCACAGGGGGAGCUAACUUGGGCUAACUAACCAGAAAACAAAGUUGUUAAUUUCUAACUUGUUCCAGUACUAGAUGACAGCUAGCUAGCUCAUGACAAUUGGUCAGCACAUUUUUCCCUCUUUAAGGAAGGUUACAAGAAAAAGGCAAUCCAUCUCAAAAAGUUUCUGCUUCUUUAGGAGAAGAAAUAGGCGACCUUGAGAAAUAGUGGCCUCUAUGAUAAGAGCUUGGUGCACUGCCCAUGGGCCGUGAAAAAUCCAGGCGGCUGGUGCAAGCUCCUUCUCCUAUAAUGGGUUGAAUCAACCUUUCAUUUCUUGAUUCCCCUUUAUCUGGAUUCUAAGUGACCUUAACUGUAAUACCUUACCUCCGAGGGCCCGGAGAUUGAUCAGAUUAUGUUUUCUGGUCACUUUGCCAAGAGUCAAAGCAUAUUCAGAGUGCCACAGCCGCAAACCAUUUCUCUGUAGAGAGCUGAUCUCUUACUACUUAGCCUGGGGAACCAGCUACUGCAGAGAAGGGAAAGUACUUUGGAAUGAAGAAGACGUGCCCUCCAAGCCCUACUUUCAGGUUGUGUGGUCUUGGAAAAGUGACUCAGCCUCUCCAUAUUCAGUUUCCUAACCAUGAAGUGGAAAUGACAACAUCUGCCUCACUGGGUUAUUAUAACAAGCCAACAACUUAGCAAACCAGCUUGAAUAUAGUGCCUGGCACCCAGUAGCCGCUUAAUAAAUGGGAGCCAGUGUUAUUAUUGUAAGUUUUCUUCAAUUGCAAGAUAUACAUUUGUUCACAUUUUAAUGAUUCUGAAACCAUUAUAUAUCUUACAACUGAUGGGACUGUUCAUGUAAUUGUACUUUUUUUCUUCCCUCUCAAAACUGUUUUUAACCAAUUGUGUAUCUUACAAUUGAUGGCAUCUUAGAAACAAGGUAAUAAACCGUUAUUCUGUUA
Messenger RNA from Otolemur garnettii (small-eared galago), 2203 nucleotides. RefSeq names its product non-compact myelin associated protein (gene NCMAP). NCBI's taxonomy places the organism in Eukaryota, Metazoa, Chordata, Mammalia, Primates, Galagidae. Bases 465 to 806 code for a protein of 113 amino acids. The record is from RefSeq and is a predicted model, not a curated record. Gene Ontology annotation, molecular function: structural constituent of myelin sheath. Gene Ontology annotation, biological process: regulation of myelination; peripheral nervous system myelin formation. Gene Ontology annotation, cellular component: paranode region of axon; Schmidt-Lanterman incisure; plasma membrane. The transcript has 2 exons.